UUUCAUUUGUCAUGACAAAUGGAAAGAAGAAAAAUCAUCAAAGGAAAAUCAAUUUUUGCUAAAAAGGAAAAUACAUAUACACAUGUAUACGAGGUGUUCGCAAGUGAAUUGUCUCGUUGUGACAAAGAUGCAAGAUCUUUUGUAAAGAUAGCAAGAAAAUUUAAUAAUUGAUGUGAAUUGCAAAAAAAAAGAGAAACGCACGAAACACGGCGACAACAUAUACAUUAGUUGUUGUAAUAAUAAUAAUGAUGAUGAUCAUUAAUUUGUUGCUGCAAGGGAAUUUAGUUCAUUUCGUUUCUUACUAACCACAAACAAAUAUAACAUACAACUCCAAUUAUUGUAAUUGAAAAAAUACGUUUUUUUGCUAAAAGAGUUCCUCUUUGAGCCACUAGAGAAAACACAACUUUUUUGGAAGAUAACAACUUCCAACGACAUACCCCUUAAUACGCAUACAACUCGAGACACGAAUCCCCCCAGAAAAGAAGAAAACAAAUCUACUAAAAGCAGUAGGCAAUUUGGUGCUUAACAAAAAAACAACAAAAGGCAUAGCCUUUUUAUCUUUAGUUAUUUCUAUUCAAAAUAUUGGCAGAGGAGCAGCAGGUGGAGCGAAAGCAGUUGUUGCAAAAAGCAGGCAAUCAAACUAAAAAUCAACUAAUUGGAAGUUCAAAGGUGGAUGCAAGGAAUUUCAAUUGAAAACUGCUAUAAGUUUUCAUAACUAAAUAAUGAGUCGCCAUGAAGGUGUCAGCUGCGAUUCAUGUCUUAAAUCGAAUUUCAAUGGUCGCCGCUACAAAUGCCUAAUUUGUUAUGAUUAUGAUUUAUGUGCCGAUUGUUAUGAAGAGGGCGUCACAUCGACCCGCCACUUGGUUGAACAUCCUAUGCAAUGUAUUCUAACGCGUUCGGAUAUUGAAUUGUUCUUUGGUGGUGAAAUGCUCAAUUCCGAGCAGCCACAAAGUUUUACCUGUCCGUAUUGUAAAAAAAUGGGUUUCAGUGAUGCCACACUGCUGGAACAUGUAUCAUCGGAACAUACGGAGACAAGUUCGGAAGUUGUGUGUCCGGUCUGCGCCGGCCUGCCUGGUGGUGAACCGAAUCUAGUCACAGAUGAUUUUGCCGGUCAUCUAUCGCUGGAACAUCGCACCGGGCCACGGGAAUUGAUUUCAUUUUUGGAUGAACCUUCAGCUAUACGACAUGGCGGUGGAGUACGUCGCAUACCAGGACGUACACUUGGCGGACCACGGGCACGCCGUUCCAAUAUGCACUUCAGCUCAUCGAGUGGUCUUUCAGCUUUAUCACCCUCUGGACGGGAAUCGGUUGAUCCGAUUGCUGAGCUUCUCUCACAAUUAUCUGGUGUCAGACGAGGCGGACCGCCAACAUCUCAAUUGCAGCAAUUGCAAAUGCAAAUCCAAUUGGAACGGCAACAAGUGACGGCCACACGUCAACAGCUGGAACGUUUGCCAAGACGUGCCCAUCCAUUGGUCUCAUCAUCGAAUUCAAAUGCCACCAUGGCCGAGGUGAUUAGUGGUGCUAGCGGUGGUGGUUCUGGAUCUGGUAGUGGUCUAAUCAGUGGUAGCGGCUCGGGCUCGAAUGCCAACGGUGGCGGCAGUGGCUCAUCGCGCACCAAUGAAUGGUCGGUGUCGGCCCAACAUCAAUCGCAACAAUCAAGUCUGGCUGCAAAUGCUUUAAAUACUAGAGAAGUAACGUUGAAUUCUAGCAAUUAUUUGUCUUUCAACGAUUUCGGUUUGUCACCACAAUAUUCCUCCUUUCUACAGCCUGGUGGCAGUGGUGGAAUCAGUGGUAGCAACGGGAACAGCAUGCUGGGCAUGUCAAUUGCUGGUGGCUCUGGCAGUGGAGCAAAUGCUGGAUCAGCAGCUGCUGGUGGGGCAUCGGGCAAUGGUAGUGGAGCUGAUGGCGCCCAAUCACAGUUCUUGCUCACAAAGUUCAUGCAGCCAACGCUGAGUGAUGCCGAAUGGGCUGAGAUCGGCCGAGAAAGGGCUGAUAGAUCACAAUUUGUACAGGCCUUGCUGCUCUCCACCCUGGCCUGUACAUCCCUGGACCUGGAUCCAGAGCAUGAUAAACGUGGCGAAUCGCAAGAGACUACCAACAGUGAUAAUGUAAAUAAUGAAAAGGCAGCAUCAGCGGCCGCCAACAACACAAACAACACAGCCAAUGACAGUGAAUCGUCGUCGUCGUCGUAUGGCGACAAUACGCGGGAAACCAUGAUGAACAACAAUGCUGCAGAUGCGUCUGCACAAACUACAAAUACAACAAGCAGUGUUGGUGGUGGCAGUGGCACGGUGCGCCAACAGGUACAUCAACAGCAGCAAACCUCGCCGGAAGAUUUCGUUGUUGACGAUUUGAAACAACAACAGCAGCAGGCCUAUUCAAGUAAAAAGAAGUCGGCCGGCAAUGCAACGGCUGGCAUCAAACCAGCUGCGGCAGCUGGUGGGGCAGCAACAGAUAGAGGCAUUGAACGACGUGGUCGUCCACCACCCCAGGCAGCGGGUGGUGUUGCUGGUGCAGCUGCAACAGGUUCCCAGGCACAGCAGCAGCAGCAACAACAACAGCAAGGUCAACAGCCACAAAAAUACAAACAAAAUGCUGCCGCCAAUGCAGCAGCGAUGUCGGCAGCAAACACAAAUCAAAUACCCGAUACUAGGUAGUGUUAUCAUCUCCAUAGACCCGCCAAAUCACUACAGCAACAGCAAAACAAACAACAACAACAGCAGCAGCAUUGUUAUUAUAAUAAAAUUGAGAAGAAAUGUAAUAGCAACAGCAGCCCGAAUAACCACAACAACAACAAGAACAAACAAGAUCAUUGUCGUCGCAAUUAUAAAAAUCACUCUUAGCAACCAAUUAACCACCACCACCACCACCAACCACAGCAGUAACAAACAGCAUUAUCAACAACAACAAGAAAAUCUCACCAAAGUAUCACUAUGGUGAUGAUGGGCAUUUGGAUGGCCAAGGAUCGCCAACCCCCGAAAGAACACCACUACACACAAAAACAUCUCUCCCUAUUAAUUUCUUAUGCAGCACAUAAAUGUCUCUCUCUAUCUAUCUCUCUUUGGUAUGUUUUGGGUUGUAAAGAAGAAAACAAACAAACAACAACAGCAAUGUGUGAUGCCAUCCAUACUCCACUUCUCCCAAACAAAAAAAAAAGUAAAACAACAACAAAACAUUGUCCUCCUCUUCUGUCAAUAAUGUUUAAUUGUUUCAAUUGGCACAUUGAACUGAGUGCAGCAACAAUGAUUUGAUAAAAA
Musca domestica (house fly) is the source of this 3257-nucleotide messenger RNA. It is a transcript of the gene Kcmf1, whose product is annotated as E3 ubiquitin-protein ligase Kcmf1. Gene Ontology annotation, biological process: synaptic signaling. Gene Ontology annotation, cellular component: plasma membrane. Lineage: Eukaryota; Metazoa; Arthropoda; Insecta; Diptera; Muscidae. The record is from RefSeq and is a predicted model, not a curated record. Bases 723 to 2657 code for a protein of 644 amino acids. The transcript has 6 exons. Gene Ontology annotation, molecular function: zinc ion binding.